AUGAUCGAAGCCUUGGAUCCUGCUCACAGCGACAUCAAGACCAGACCGAGGAGACAGCGAGGCAAGGCUUGCAUCACUUGCCGCGCCCGCCGUGUCAAGUGUGACUAUUCUCUUCCAUCCUGCAACCGAUGUCUGAGCACAGGCCGCAAAUGCGAUGGCUAUCCGGCGCCUCCUCGAGAAAACGGAAGAGAUCCGCCUCCCGUGGCGGUGCUAAUGGUCAUUGACUCCAAUGUCCCUACGCGAUGCGACCAUGAAGCUUUGAGGGCGUUCCAGUUCUUCACCCAGUUCUGUGCCCCGGACAUGCUGAACUACGGCAGCCACCACUUUUGGAACCGGCUGGUGCUGCAAGCCUGCCAUGUCGACGAGAGCAUCAAGCACCUCACCAUCGCAGCCUCCCGACUGGGAUUGCUGCGCCUGCGUCAGCCCUGUGCCGCGCCGUCGGACAAGGACACCGUCUUCCUCGCGCACUACGGCCGAGCUUUGAGGCUGCUCAGCCGAAGCGAGAACCCGGACCCGAGCUUGCUGCUCAUGGCUUGCUUGCUACUCGUGCUGUGCGACGAGUUCCAGGAGAAUUCGUUCGCGGCCAUUCAGCAUCUCAUCGCCGGCAGGAAGAUCCUCGCCACGUACCGGCCGUCGUCGCCCCAGUACAACGACGGCAACGCGGCCAUCGCAGAACUCGACCACAUCUUCUCCCGACUCGAGCUGCACACCAGCGAGCUGUACCACAUCGCCAGACCGCAAUCCAUGGCCUGGUGGUCGCCGGACUGCAAGGCCCAAGCCGUUGCGACGAACGACCUCCCGCUCCCCCUGCACCUCGAGCCGAGACAUCUCUGGACAUGCAUGGAAGAGGCAGCCUGGGCCCUGCAAGCCAUCGCCUUUGACUGCACGGCACUGCAACUCGACGGCAUGGCGCCCAAGACGAGAUUUCAGAUUGUGCCCGACCUCACGGACAAACUCAACGCCUGGAUCGACCAGCUGACGACGUUUGAAUCCAGCAUGUACGCCCACCUUAGCGUCGCCAUGCUCACGGAUCUGGCCCUGCUCCGGACGUACCACCUUUGCCUGCACGUGCUGUCGCGGUGCGGGCCGUUCAGGCAGGAGACGGCCUUUGACGCGUACGCCGGCGCGUUCGAGCACAUCGUGGUGAGCUGCAGCCUGAUGAUCCGGCGCCGGCCGGCGCGGCUGAUCCCCAUCCUGUUCUUCGUUGCCACGCGGUACCGCAACGCCAGCUUCCGCCGCCGCGCCGUCUGCAUGCUUCGCCAGUGCGGCUUGGACGGCCAGAUCCUGGACAGCAUCGCCAUGAGGGUGGUGCGGCUCGAGGAAACCGGCCUCGCCACCCCGAUCGUCGGCUCCGACGUCCCCAGCGCGAACCGCGUCAGAGUCGUCAACGUGGGCUUUGACGACGCCGGCACGGGCUCCUACGUCCUGCGCUUCACGCGCUACCCCUUCCGCACUGCUUGCGGUGACAGAAACGGAGACGGAGACAACGACAGAGAUGUUGUCCCGCUCGAGCAUACCGUCCUGUCGACGCAGGCGUGCUACUGGGCCUUUCCGUCCCAGGCGCCUUCACAUGCGAGCGGACUGCUCCGUGCUGUUCUGAAAUUUGACUUUAUGGCGUUUUGGAACCAGGAGGACCCGGCAUUCACCCUGCCGGCAGGCUUUGGUCCAGUAUAA
This is a messenger RNA of Fonsecaea erecta, 1674 nucleotides long. RefSeq lists its product as hypothetical. The transcript has 2 exons. The record is from RefSeq and is a predicted model, not a curated record. Bases 1 to 1674 code for a protein of 557 amino acids. Lineage: Eukaryota; Fungi; Ascomycota; Eurotiomycetes; Chaetothyriales; Herpotrichiellaceae. Gene Ontology annotation, biological process: regulation of DNA-templated transcription. Gene Ontology annotation, molecular function: zinc ion binding; DNA-binding transcription factor activity, RNA polymerase II-specific.